Molecule: messenger RNA, 3460 nt
Organism: Malurus melanocephalus (red-backed fairy wren)
Lineage: Eukaryota; Metazoa; Chordata; Aves; Passeriformes; Maluridae
Gene: CAMK2A
Product: calcium/calmodulin dependent protein kinase II alpha
Exons: 18
Coding region: 166-1602 (478 amino acids)
Biological process (GO): protein phosphorylation
Cellular component (GO): cytoplasm; neuron projection
Molecular function (GO): calmodulin binding; calcium/calmodulin-dependent protein kinase activity; ATP binding
Source: RefSeq, a predicted model, not a curated record
GACAAAUUGCCCUCAUCAUUAUCUCUGGGCUUGUCAAUCAAACAUAUUCCCUUAUUUACCUCGGCGAGGAGAGAGCCCCGGGAGCACACGGAGAGGGAGGGAGCKAGAGGAGAGCUGCUUGCCCCAAACUCCGCACCGGGGAGGGAGCAUUUCCAGCCCCUCGGGAUGGCCACCAUCACCUGCAAUCGCUUCACUGAGGAGUACCAGCUCUUUGAGGAACUGGGCAAAGGCGCYUUCUCCAUCGUCCGGAGAUGCGUGAAGGUGCUGGCAGGACAAGAGUAUGCAGCCAAGAUCAUCAAUACCAAGAAGCUCUCUGCUCGAGAUCACCAGAAGCUGGAACGAGAAGCCCGGAUCUGCCGUCUCCUGAAGCACCCCAACAUUGUGAGGCUCCAYGACAGCAUCUCUGAAGAGGGCCACCACUACCUGAUAUUUGACCUGGUCACCGGUGGGGAGCUGUUUGAGGACAUUGUGGCCAGGGAGUACUACAGUGAAGCGGAUGCCAGCCACUGCAUCCAGCAGAUCCUGGAGGCCGUCCUGCACUGCCACCAGAUGGGGGUGGUUCACCGGGAUCUGAAGCCCGAGAACCUGCUGUUGGCAUCCAAGCUGAAGGGUGCUGCCGUCAAGCUGGCUGACUUUGGCCUCGCCAUCGAGGUGGAGGGGGACCAGCAAGCRUGGUUUGGUUUCGCCGGCACCCCAGGAUACCUCUCCCCCGAGGUGCUCCGGAAGGAYCCCUAUGGCAAAGCCGUGGAUCUGUGGGCUUGUGGUGUCAUCCUUUACAUCCUGCUGGUUGGGUACCCACCCUUUUGGGAUGAAGACCAACACCGACUGUACCAGCAGAUCAAGGCUGGGGCUUACGAUUUCCCCUCCCCUGAGUGGGACACAGUCACUCCUGAAGCGAAAGAUCUCAUCAACAAGAUGUUGACCAUAAACCCAUCCAAGCGCAUCACAGCAGCAGAGGCUCUGAAGCACCCCUGGAUAUCGCACCGUGCCACUGUGGCGUCAUGCAUGCACAGGCAGGAGACGGUGGAUUGUCUGAAGAAAUUCAAUGCCCGGAGGAAGCUGAAGGGAGCCAUCCUCACCACCAUGCUGGCCACCAGGAACUUCUCCGGAGGCAAAAGUGGUGGCAACAAGAAGAAUGACGGCGUGAAGGAAUCGUCGGAGAGCACCAACACCACCAUCGAGGACGAAGACACCAAAGUACGGAAACAAGAAAUCAUCAAAGUCACAGAGCAGCUGAUUGAAGCAAUAAGCAAUGGUGACUUCGARUCCUACACGAAGAUGUGUGACCCCGGGAUGACUGCUUUUGAGCCCGAGGCUCUGGGCAACCUUGUGGAAGGCCUGGAUUUCCACCGAUUCUACUUUGAAAACCUGUGGUCCCGGAACAGCAAGCCCGUGCACACGACGAUCCUGAACCCCCACAUCCACCUGAUGGGAGACGAGUCCGCCUGCAUCGCCUACAUCCGCAUCACGCAGUACGUGGACUCCGGAGGGAUCCCCCGCACUGCCCAGUCCGAGGAGACCCGCAUCUGGCACCGCCGCGAUGGCAAAUGGCAGAUUGUCCACUUCCACAGAUCCGGCGCGCCCUCGGUCCUACCGCAGUAAGCCCUCUGAAGUGUGGCCCUGCCCGUGUUGGGUUUGUCACUGACUGACUACCAAGGGGAGACCCCCUCCGACAUGUUCACCUACGGGACUUUGGCUGUUGGCUCUGCUGCUUGGUUCCCGCUGGAAUAAUCCUCGCUUCUCACCGCACACACAUGAYGGCCCCGCCAGUGCAGCUCAAGCAUCCCAUCAAACCCUCCACCCUGCYGGGGUCGUGGCACUGGGCCCCGCUUCCUCUGCAUGAACCAGAAAAAGAAACCAUGAACUUAAACUCAAGCAUCUGGCCAGUGUACAGGCCCCCCUCGUCGGCUGCAUAGCAUCGGUGGGCCCCCUCACUACCCAGCGCAUCUCCUGAACUGGGCUCAGACUCAUGAUCCACCUCCAUCCCCACCUCUGCUGGAAGCCCACCGAGGAAGAGGGGGGCAGUUUUGAGCCGCUCUCUGCUGCAUCCUCCCUGCGUGCUGGUGGAUUUUGCUUUGCUGCUAUCAAGGUCUCUGUCUGCCGCCAUGACUUCCACCUGCUCCCGACCUGAGUUCCUGCUUCGGCCAGGGAACAGCRAUUCAAUCCAUUUGCAAAGUUCAUUUUUCAUGCAUACCUGGGCAAUGAGGGCCAUGUUUGGAUGGGUGAGUAGAGACUAUCUGUUUAUUUUCCCUUCCCAGUGCAGGCUGGCUCCUUCCCAAGAGGGCAAGUAGGUUUGCACCCUGGCUCCAGGCAGCUGCURUGCCAAGAAGGAUGCUCUCCCUCCUCCCUCCCUUCUCCCUUUGGAGCAGAGACCGGCGAUGCUGGGAGAAGAGAGGAGGAGAAAGACAACUGCUUCCCAAUACCACAGGGGCACAGACAGGAGCUGGGGCUCUCCCAUCUGUGUCYGGGCAGYGGCAUYGCCCCUGUGCCCUCCUCCUCACCCWCCACCCAGCCUGGAUCCUUUACCCCAGCACCCACCUCUGCCCCCCACAUGCAGCACUGGCAUUCCGCUGCUCCUGACUCCCAGGAUGGGAUGGGGGCAGCCAAGCUGGCUGCUGGUUCAGGGCACAAACCUCCAUCGCCCRUGUGAUUCCUUCCAGCGACAACAAGGAAUGCAAGCUUUAGUGACAAACUGCAGAAUCUGRUUGUGCUUCGACGAAAACAAACAAGCCUUUUGCUGUCUUCUCCUUUGAGCGCAUGCCUUUUUAUAGGGAAAAGAAACCAACCUACCGUGUAUUUCGUAACUUGAUUUUGAGUAUUUGCUGAAAUGGAUCUUUAUGUAAUAACUAGAAACAUUCAACUGUUUAAGUGGGGAGGGAGGGGGGAUUUUCGGGGGUUGCUGUUUUUCAUUGCGUUUACAUUUGAAGUGGGGUUGUUCUGCCACGAUGCUCCUMCCAGGGGUCCCACGGCUGCCAGCCCCCUCCUCACACCGUGGUGGCUUUUCCCAUUCUGUCCCACAGCGUUGGGUGGUGAAGGCACCCAUCUCCAGGGGCACCUGUCUCCAGGGGCACCCACAUCCCCACGGCGCCUUCCUGCACCCCAUGGCUCUUCCUGCAGGGCAAACCACAGCGGUGGCUCUGGGAAUGCCACUGGCACGUGGCUUUCAGGACAGAAGACACGGCCGGGAAGGGGAAUGUUGGUCUCACCUCUUUGCCAGCAGGCAGAGGUCUGAGGGUGGGUGUUUUUCYGGCAAUUUUUCCGUUUCACAUUCUGUUUUUUCCGACUGGAGCCUCUCCGCUCUCUGACGUGAGGCUUCUGCAGCGCUGCUGCCCCGGGGUACUUUCUAGCUCCACUCUCUUCGUCUGCAUGGUGUUUAACUUUCUAGACGGUGCGUGUGUUGAAAAACAAAGAAAUGAACAAAAACUGCUCGUUUUGGACCUAAAAAAAAAAAAAAAAAAAA